Messenger RNA from Aureobasidium subglaciale EXF-2481, 366 nucleotides. RefSeq lists its product as uncharacterized. Gene Ontology annotation, biological process: hydrogen peroxide catabolic process; response to oxidative stress. NCBI's taxonomy places the organism in Eukaryota, Fungi, Ascomycota, Dothideomycetes, Dothideales, Saccotheciaceae. The transcript has a single exon. The coding region runs from base 1 to 366 and encodes 121 amino acids. Gene Ontology annotation, molecular function: catalase activity; heme binding. Gene Ontology annotation, cellular component: cytosol. The record is from RefSeq and is a predicted model, not a curated record.
AUGUAUGCUUCGAUCGUCCUGGUUGGUGGUGAAGAGAGUGUCAAUACUCUUCGUCGAAAUAAUCGUGCUCUUCAUUAUGUACGGGAAGCGUUCGGCCAUCUCAAGGCUAUUGGAGCUUUGCACGAAGCUGUUGCAUUCGUCAAGGACGCUUGCCAGCUUCUCGGUAUGACCUUUUCUGAGGGAAGUGAUGCAAUCGACUCCUACGGUGUCGUUACCAUAGGCAAGACCGAGGCCAUCAGCUUCAAGGAUACCGUGGAACUGGUAAAGGGUGCUAAGGAUUUCACCACGGCAUUCUCGUAUGCCAUGUCGCAGCUCAAGAACUACCAGCGCGAGCUUGAUGGCUUGGCUAGUAUGGUGGCUUAUUGA